This is a messenger RNA of Cynocephalus volans (Philippine flying lemur), 1665 nucleotides long. RefSeq names its product solute carrier family 22 member 2 (gene SLC22A2). The coding region runs from base 1 to 1665 and encodes 554 amino acids. Gene Ontology annotation, cellular component: membrane. Gene Ontology annotation, biological process: transmembrane transport. NCBI's taxonomy places the organism in Eukaryota, Metazoa, Chordata, Mammalia, Dermoptera, Cynocephalidae. The transcript has 11 exons. The record is from RefSeq and is a predicted model, not a curated record.
AUGCCCACCGUGGAUGACAUUCUAGAGCAGAUAGGGGACUUUCACUUUUUCCAGAAACAAACAUUUCUCUUCUUAGCUCCGCUCUCUGCAACCUUCGCCCCCAUCUACGUGGGCAUCGUCUUCCUGGGCUUCACUCCCGACCACCGCUGCCUGAGCCCCGGGGUGGCUGAGCUGAGCCAUCGCUGUGGCUGGAGCCUGGCCGAGGAGCUCAACUACACGGUGCCGGGCCUGGGGGCUGCAGAUGAAGCCUUCCUCCGCCAGUGCCGGCGGUAUGAGGUGGACUGGAACCAGAGCACCCUUGGCUGCCAGGACCCGCUGGCUGGUCUGGCCGCCAAUAGGAGCCACCUGCCGCUGGGCCCCUGUCGUGACGGCUGGGUGUACGACACACCUGGCUCCUCCAUCGUCACUGAGUUUAACCUAGUGUGUGCCAAUUCCUGGAUGCUGGACCUGUUUCAGUCGGCAGUGAACGUAGGAUUUUUUAUCGGUUCUGUGAGUAUCGGCUACGUAGCAGACAGGUUUGGCCGUAAACUCUGCCUCUUAGUUACAAUCCUCAUAAAUGCUGUGUCUGGAGUUCUCAUGGCCGUUUCCCCAAGCUAUACUUGGAUGUUAAUUUUUCGCUUGAUCCAAGGACUGGUCAGCAAAGCAGGCUGGUUAAUAAGCUACAUCCUGAUUACAGAAUUUGUUGGGCUGAACUAUCGGAGGACAGUGGGUAUCUAUUACCAAGUCAUCUUUACCAUUGGGCUCCUGGUGCUGGCCGGGGUGGCCUACGCACUUCCUCACUGGAGGUGGCUGCAGCUCACGGUUACUCUGCCCAACUUUUGCUUUCUGCUCUACUACUGGUGCGUACCUGAAUCUCCGAGGUGGCUGAUCUCCCAGAACAAAAAUGCCAAAGCCAUCAGGAUUAUUAAGCACAUCGCAAAGAAAAAUGGAAAAUCUCUGCCCCCCUCUCUUCAGAACCUGAGACCUGAUGAGGAAGCAGGUGAGAAGCUGACUCCUUCGUUUCUUGACUUGGUCAGAACCCCCCAGAUCAGGAAGCAUACUUGGAUCUUGAUGUAUAACUGGUUCACGAGCGCUGUUCUCUAUCAGGGCCUCAUCAUGCACAUGGGCCUUGCAGGGGACAACGUUUACCUGGAUUUCUUCUACUCUGCCCUGGUUGAAUUCCCAGCUGCCUUCGCCAUCAUCCUGACCAUCAACCGCAUUGGUCGCCGUUACCCUUGGGCUGUGUCAAAUAUGGUGGCAGGGGCAGCCUGUCUAGCCAUGGUUUUUAUCCCUGAUGAUCUACAGUGGCUAAAGAUCAUUGCCGCGUGCAUGGGCAGGAUGGGCAUCACGAUGGCCUAUGAGAUGGUGUGCCUGGUCAAUGCUGAACUAUACCCCACUUUCAUCAGGAAUCUCGGCGUCCUCGUCUGCUCCUCCCUAUGUGACAUUGGCGGCAUCGUCACACCCUUCCUGGUCUACCGGCUCAUGCACAUCUGGCUCGAGCUCCCACUCAUGGUGUUUGCUGUGAUUGGCGUGGUUGCUGGGGGACUGGUGUUGUUGCUACCAGAGACCAAAGGGAAGGCUUUGCCUGAGACCAUUGAAGAAGUGGAAAACAUGCAGAGACCAGGAAAAAAUAAAGAAAAAAUGAUUUAUCUGCAAGUCAAGAAAUUAGACAUUCCACUAAACUAA